UGCAGCAGUUGAAUCGAUGAAAGGUUAGCGUUUGAAAACAUGUCGGAGAAGGGAGAGAUGGAUUUAACUGGUGCCAAGCAGAACACAGGUGUGUGGCUUGUCAAGGUGCCAAAAUACCUCUCUCAACAAUGGGCGAAAGCAGCUGGCAGAGGCGAGGUCGGGAAACUCCGAAUCUGCAAAAAAGGAAACCAAGGAAAACCAGAGGUUUCUUUCACUUUAAAUGAAGAGCUAACUGUGAUCGAAGGUUUAGAAGAUAAGGCUGUGUCGGCUCCCCGCGAUCAUCCCUUUACCAUGCAGUCUGUGGGGGGUCAGAUGUUGGCGGUCUUCACAGAAGCUUCAUCUGGCCAGUCAGAAGAAAGAUCUGAUGGCAGCAGCUCAGGUUCGGGGACGGGUCCAGAUAAAUUAGCCCUGGAAGGCGUGGUGGUGCAGAGAGCAGAGUGCAGACCCGCCGUCAGUGAAAGCUACAUGAAAUUAAAGAGGUUACAAAUCGAGGAGUCCUCCAAACCGGCCCGGCUGUCCCAGCAGCUGGACAAAGCAGUCACCAACAACUACAAACCCGUGGCCAACCAUGAGUACAACCGCGAGUACGAGAGGAAAAAGAAGGAGGAGGGAAAGCGAGCGAGAGCGGAGAAGCAGCAGGUGUUGGACAUGUUGUUUUCUGCCUUUGAGAAGCACCAGUACUACAACAUCAAGGACCUGGUGGACAUCACCAAACAGCCAGUGACGUACCUGAAGGAAAUCCUGCGGGACAUCGGCAUCUACAACGUGAAGGGAACUCACAAAAACACCUGGGAGCUGAAGCCAGAGUACAGACAUUACCAGGACGAGGAAAAGACUGACGAAUAGUUGCUUUUGGACAAUUUGCUUUAGUUUCUGUCCUUGAAAAAGUUUUCUUCUCCCGAGAGACGAACCAGAUGAGACUUAUGUUGGAGAUGAAAACCCACAAAACAUGGGACUCGGACUGGAAACCCUUGGAACCCAAACUAUAAUCCUUAGAAUUAUUUUUAAGGUGUUUUGGCAAAUUAGUGUUUUUGUUUAGGAUACCCCAUUCAGGAUGUGAUUGGUUUUAACCACAUUUGUGAAUUUCUGCUGAUCCAGCAUCACUAGUUUUAAAGAUUUAAUGUUUUGAAUAAAGGUUUUUUGGUAUUUUUCCCUCAAUCCUCAUUUACCUGUAAAGCACACUGUAGCACGGCGGUGGCCCCCAGAGCUCAGUUUAGCUGAGUUUUAAACGGGUUAUAAAAUUGAAAGCAAUUCAUUUACUACAUAAA
Molecule: messenger RNA, 1268 nt
Organism: Nematolebias whitei (Rio pearlfish)
Lineage: Eukaryota; Metazoa; Chordata; Actinopteri; Cyprinodontiformes; Rivulidae
Gene: gtf2f2a
Product: general transcription factor IIF, polypeptide 2a
Exons: 9
Coding region: 40-846 (268 amino acids)
Biological process (GO): transcription by RNA polymerase II; transcription initiation at RNA polymerase II promoter
Cellular component (GO): transcription factor TFIIF complex
Source: RefSeq, a predicted model, not a curated record